UCUCAAACAAUACAUUCUCCACUAUCUCAAACAGAAAAACCUCAGCUUGAUAUAUGCCAAGUGAGAAUAAAGCAAGAACCUGACGAUAACAUCGCCGAUACUCUGACUGAUGUCAACAAUACUCAUAAUAUCAUCGGUCAGUCAUCAUCGCUGGCUAGUCCAACAUCUACAUUGUCUUUACCAACUAUGGCCUCCAGUCAGGACAGUGACAUUCAGAUCAAUGCCAGCACAUCGGGCCUAAAUACUCGUUCAAAUUCAUCUACACUUGAGAAUGAUGCUCGGAGACCUGAACUAAGGGAUGAUGUUAGAAAAGAUCGGCGCGUCUCGGUCAGUGAUGGCCACACCAUAGGUAAUAUUCACCAUUGGGUUGUGACCUUUGAACCCAACGUGGUACCAAGUCAGGAAGUUGGCUAUCUGGGUCUGACGGAGGGAUUAUGUGAUACUGUGGAGGGUGAUGAUUGUAUGCACUAUAUUGGCCCCGAUACAAGCAAAGUUUCUGGGAAGUUUAGUCAUAUUGAUAGCACUGAUGCGCCCGAUACGGAAGUGCCUCCAAUUGUGUGUUCUACUGGAUCUACCUCACAGGGAGUCAUCAGCAGGCGUGAUGGAAACAUCACGCUUAGAGGAAGUACCAUGCAUGAAGGGAACUAUGUCGAAGGAGCGGACUGCAUGCAUGAAGGGAAAAGCAUCUUUGGAGGGACAACCAUGCGUGAAGGGAACAAUAUCUUUGGAGGGGACACCAUGCGCGAAGGGAAUAUUGAAAGUCAAACUGGAAGGAAUUGCAUCAAUCAUGUUAGUGGAGGGGACGACAUGCUUGAAGGGAACAGUCAGGGUGAAGGGAAUAGUAUGCUUGAAGGAAACAGUGUGAGUGACAACGACAUGCAUGAUGGAAGCAAUGAGAACAUCAUACAUGAAAGAACUAGCACAUCUCAACGAAACAGCAUGAGGGAAGAAAACAGCAUGGUUGAACUUGAAGGCAACAGCACCCCAUGUGGAGGAAACAUGACAUCGGAUCAAUCAAUAGAUGAAAAGCUUGGAGAAGAUAUAGAGGCAGCAUCGGCAGAGGGUAUCACAGACAAAGAACCCAGAGAUGUUGAAGGAGCUGUGCCAGAACACUUUUUGUCUUCUCUUCAGUUGAUGACGAAAGCACAGGAUAAGAUGAGACAGAGGAGGAAGCCUCUAGCUAUCUUCAGUUUUAAGCUGAGACCUAAAAAGAUUCUGAAGAAACAAGUAUUCACCUCUAUCGAACCAAGACCCACCAAGCAUACCGUUACGCCAGACGGACACGUGGAUUACAUCAAACCAAGACCUUCUAUGUCCACUGGUACUCCAGGUGCACUCGUGGGUUCCAUCACACAAAGAUCUACUAAGUCUCCUAUCACUUCGUCCACACACAUGGCCGGUUUGAUCAAGCCUCAAGCUACCAAGAUUAUUAAGGACAGACAGUUGGAUCCAGGAGAUGCAAGAAAAACUGUUCUCAUGGAUAUUGUAUCACCUGGCGUUAUAGGAUCACCAGGACGGGAUGAAAUCAACUGGGACUGGCCACAAGACAGUGAAGGAGCAGAUCUAGACCAAGGUGGAACAAAGUUGAAUAUGAAUAAAUCAGCCAAGACAAGGAAAUCGACAUUUGGGAUCCAUAAAUUUAAUAGGACACCGCAUCGUAGAGGAUCAAAAUCAACUCCGAAGAAGACUGAUUUGAAUCAUGAAUCUUUUGCGAAAAAUAAGACGAUUGAUGAGAAGUGUAAGCCAUGCUGUGUUGAUCUGGGGAAGAGAGUGAGUGAUGAAGGAGUUGAACGGCAAGCUCAAGUGGGUGGUGAAAUAGUCAGGGGAGAGAGUAGCCUAAAAGCAGGCAGUGAAGUUGAACGACAACCUUGUUCUAAAAGUGCUAAAGUGGGUCAGAGACAACCUAAUCAUAAAGUUGGCCGGGGACAAUCUAUUUCCAAGGUGGGCAGAAGACCAGCUAAAGUGGGCCGCGGACAACGUUUCGUAGUUGGUGGAGCCCAACCUUCUGGGGAACGCAUGAAACGAGACAGUGGAGAUGAGAUGACAAGCUUUCCCUGCAAAUAUUGUAAAAAGUCAUUUCGACUGAAAAGUCAGUUGACAAAUCAUACUUGUCCUGAUCGCAAAGACCAAGUGUUAGCAGAGGCAUUAAAGUUGAUGACAGAACGUCAGAAGACCAGCAAUAUAUCGUUGGCCAAGAAGAUUGUGUCGACGAGAAGGUCGAAGGGUCAUAUUUUGGAAGACACUGUUAACAAAAUGUCUGAUAGGAGGACAGUGUCGCAAGUCAAGACAGAGCGCGAUUUGGAGAGUCCAAACUCAAUGGCAGGUCCAACGCAUACUAAGAGACUUUCACUUGUCCAAAAAUAUGACAGGUAUAGACUGAAGCAGUUUGGUUGCGCUCAUUGUAAAGUGGUCUUUCUGCGGAAGGAUAACCUACUGAAGCAUUUACUAAUACAUUCUGGUAAUAGACCGUUUGGGUGUCAAGUUUGCGAGAUGAAAUUCCUGCGCAAGGACCAGUUGGUUCAACAUGAGAGGAUACAUACAGGAGAAAAACCAUUCCGAUGCGAGACUUGCUCGAAAAGUUUUCUGGCAAAGGGCAACUUGAAACGACACGAACUCACCCACGCCGCUGACAAGCCAUUCAAGUGCGACCGAUGUAACGAGGCAUUUAUCCGCGAGUUUCAGUUAGACGUCCACAAGCGCAUUCACUCCGGUAAAAAGCCCUUCAGAUGUCAGAUGUGUCGGAAGGGUUUUCGAUGUGCAGUCACGUUGAAUAUACAUCAGAGGAGUCAUACGGGAGAAACGCCGUACGUGUGUGGGCAGUGCGACAAAGCAUUCAAACAGAAACAGAGUUUGUCAAAACACGAAUUUCUUGUUCACGGAGUCAAGCGGGAACACACAUUUGAAUGCGGGCACUGCGAGCGUGAGUUCAUGUGUCGCAGUGAUUUGACCAAACAUGCAGUUGUCCAUACGGAAGAGAGACCGUUUGUAUGUCUCAUUCAAAACUGUGGGAAGAGAUUCCGAAAGAAGUUUCAUCUAAUGCGCCAUGAGUUGACGCACACUGGUGACAAGCCAUUCAAGUGCGAAAUUUGUCAGAAAAGGUUUGCAUCCAGUGGCAGCUUGAAGAAACACGAGCGAAUCCACACUGGAGAAAAACCGUUCAAAUGUUCGUACUGUGUGAAGGUAUUCGCACAGAAAGUCGGCCUGCAGCAGCACGAACGUAUCCACACUGGUGACAAGCCAUACCAGUGCUCACAUUGCAAAAUGGCCUUCGCGCAGAGGUCGAAUUUGCUGAGUCAUGAGCGCGUGCACACGGGGAAAAAGCCAUACGAGUGCGGUUAUUGUCACAAGGCGUUUGCGGCAAGGUCGAAUAUGAAGCGUCAUGAGAUGACACACGAGAAUGGCGCAGGGGGGCGGAACAUCAAGGAAGAAUCUGAAACGGACCUAUCUGAAUGGUCUGAAUAAGUGAUAAAAUGUAAGAAUGAACAAUUUAGCUGCUUCUUGUUUCGCAGAUUUACCAUACCUCAGAAUAAUUGUAAUUGACAUGUUUCCACCAGUAGUGUUUUUUAAGGAGGACUAAAGGUAGGUGCUAGGGGAUUCAAUGGCCUAACAGCGUAACUUUGGCUACUGCCUCAUGGCACUGGCUGACACCAGGUAUGAUGGAUUUGUCGAGUGAUGCAAGCAAAAAGAUAUAUUAAAGCGAACUGGAACCGCCAAGCCAGUUCGUAUGACCUCGUUUUCAUUUCCCGCGUAUCGGGUGAUCAGAACGAGGCAUGAAUGAAACAUGGCGCCUAGCUGUCAAUCAUUCAGUGACGUCACUACUAUGGAAUUUACUACGAAAAUUCAUGAAUGAAAGAUCGCAUGACUCACGUGAUUCUCACAUGAUUCUCAAUAAUAACAAAUUGAACUGCGCAUGUUCGGGCACUGGGGGCGGAGCUACAAAUCUGAACUCGAAUAGGAAGUUGGAAGUUUGACUUUCUCGGGCGGUGAAAGUCGAAAAGUUGAACAAAUCGCUCGGCGGUUCCAGUUUGCUUUAAGUGGGCUUGAAUUCAGGCGUGAGAACGUCAUCGGCACGUCACACUUGCAGGCGCCUGUUAUGUGGUGACAAUGGGGUAUUUAUCCUUUUAGAGCCCUUGUUAAAAGUAGCCUGAUUUGAUGCAUGCAUGCAAGUCGCUUACAACACUUAAAAUAAAAUACUCGUCAAACAAGCGGGUAUAGUGAAAGAGCUGAUGUAUUGACAGCAAAAGUGUCCAUGCAGCAGAAGUGUCCAUGCAUGGAUCAUUGACGGGCUCAUGGAUAGAUCUAGGAUGAUUAUCACAAACCAUGUUUACAUGUGGAUCCCAUCAUAUAGAUUCUAUGAUGGCCCAAUGAGCAGAAGAUCCACUGAUGGCCCAUGGACAUUUCGUUGAUGGGAGUUCCAACAUAGGCCCAAUGACGGUGGGUCCCAUAAAAAUGAACGUAUGCAGCAUAGUCUAACCCCAUUUGAGUAACAGUCUUCAGAAUUUGGGAAAAUAAGAAUACUUAACCAAUCCUGCUAUAAAUCUUUGAUGGCCUGUCAAAUAUUUUAAAACAUAUUUCAUCCAUGGGUCAAUGAUGGGGCCAUGGUAGAUACGACUAUGGGUUCCAUCAAUGGAUCUAUGAUGGGGAUUCUCCAUCGUCUAUCCGUGGAUGGAGCGCUGAUGAUUAAUCCCCAUCCGAGAUCCAUGCAUGGACAUUUUUGCCUUUUAUUGCAGGCCCUAUUGUCCGUAUGUUCAUCAGGCCAUAUCUGGCUUAUUGAUCUGCACCACGCUAAUAAAAAGGAAAUGAGAAGGUUCAUUUUCGCCGCCCGAGCAAAUGUAAAAAUAGGCCAAAAUGUUUGUCGAGCGAAAUCUCCUUUUUAAAGACAUGAGAUGAACUAGUCAUGUCAAGAGAAAAAAAUACUCACCAGUGUAGCAUUUGCUCCUCAAUUUGUGAAACAUUUACUCAGAAACUGAGCACUUACUCCUCGAUUUGCUGAAACAAAUUACUCAUAAAUUGAUCAUUUACUCCUGCAUGUGUGAAAACAAAUUACUCAUAAAUUUAGCAUUUACUCCUUCAUUUGUGACAAACAGAUUACUCAGCAGUUUAACAUACUCCUGCAUUUGUGACAACAAAUUACUGCUCCUGUAUUUGAGAAAAAAUUUACUCCUCGAUUAAAAAAAAUGCUAAGCAUUUACUCUUCCAGUUUUGAAAAGUAAUGCUGUUGUGGUGCUGUGUAUUGGUGGUUGAGUAAAACGCCACUCAAAUGAGCAUUUUUGUCGCUGCGGUCUGUGUUCAUUGCUGUGAUGAGCAAUAGAAAUAUCGCUCAUCUGCCGGUAAAACUAGUUAUCACUGGGAUUCAUACAGAUCACAGGAUUCACACUUUAAAAUGGAGUUUGUCAAACCACACAAUUAUGUAUGACUAAAUAGGUAUCAAGGUCCAGCUUCACAUUAUCAUCUCCGCUGCAUACUACAAGGCCUUUGUUGAUUUAUGCUGCUUGGUGGCUUAAGAUAUCAGUUGGCCAAAGUAAAAUAUGUGCUUACUGGGAGAGGAAAUGACGACACAAAAAAAACAGACAAAGGAUUAGUUCAAUUUGAGGGGCGUUUAGGCCUGCAUUUAUUAUUUUAUCCAAUUGUAUCCCUCCAAGACUGUUAUGGGAGGGCCUUGUUUCUAUUGUGUUAUAAAGGUUAACCAAUACCUUUACCCACCAUGCUAACCUAGGCCUUGUGCUUGAUAUGCGGAAUGAAACACUCGUGUAGAGACAUUUGUUAAAUUCGGUUUUUAUCAAGAGAAUGAUUCUUGGUUUCUAGUUAUAGGUGCCACAUAUCGUAUCAAUGUGAACAUUAUGAUUGAUUUAGUUUUGUAGAAUGGAAUAAAUCUAGAAUUGGUGCUCAUUAAGUACUCAAAAUACUCGGUGAGUAUUCAACAUCAUGUGGAAGUAGGGGGUUAAUGUUUGCUUCUCCGACCAGGCAGACAAACUAGCGAGACAUACACCAUCAUUUGGUGAGGUGCCAGUUCAGAAGUAAUUGCGCCAAUCAGAAUAUUGCUUACAUUUGAAUAUAGGAAUUUCAAAAAGGUGGUAGAAACAAUAUCCACAGUCACAUUUUCACUGGUUGUUUUACCAUGCCAAAAAGAAAGCACUAGCUAUCUCCUUCAAGAUGCACACUGCAACAUCAAUUCUGAGAUUUCUGAGUGCGAAAAUUCGAUUCACACAAAUCAUCAGAAAUAAAGAACUGGAACCAAGGUUGACAGUUAAAUCUCGGAUGCUGACUUAAAGGUGAAGUACGUCAACUGUACUUCACCGAAUGAGGGCUAAUGUCUCAGGGGUUGGUGUUGGGGGCUGGAGAAAAGAAUGUCAUACCCUGGUUUCCUCAAGAUGGUAUUCAAGUGCUUUGUUUUUUAUGCACAGGUCCAUCGUGGAAGAUUUUGCAAAUAGUCUGGCUGUCAGGGGUGACUUCUAUGCCUUGCAGAUGUGCCAAUGAACUCAUUGGCACAUAAAAAUUAUCUUUUCGUUUGACUGUUGUGGAAAAAAUACAGUGGAAGCUCCCUUAGCGGACACCUCUCUAUUAAGGACACUAGGUUUGGUCCCAAAUUGGCUGUUUCCAUUCAAUUUGACCUCUAAUCAGGACACCUCUCUAUUAAGGACAGCACUUGUCAGUCCUGAGGGUGUCCUUAAUAGAGAGGUUCUACUGUACUCCUUCACUGCUGGAUUUUGCAAGCAAAAAUGCGUAAGGAUUACAAUUUGGAUGUUGUUAAAAAGUCAUUAGGAUACACCAAAAUUGGGGGACAAGUCUGCUGAUAAUACUCCAAAAUCCGCUGGAAAUAAUAUGUGGAAAUGUUUGUUGUUGGAAGGUCUGUUAUUCUUUAUAGUUUUGGCCAACUAAAUCUUUGAUGUUUCAUUACCAGGUCCACAAAGUUGGAUGUAUAGUAAUUCUCACAGUCGUUUCCUGAUCAUGUAGUCUGUAAUAUUAGUACUAUUAGUAGUGAGUAUACAGUGUCACAACAAUAGUGAGUUUCAGCAAAUCAAAAAGUCCUUGUAUGAUGAAGCUGUAUUAAUAGCAUUCCGCGAAGAUGAGGUCACUGCAGCUGCUGCCCUCUAUUUCCUCAUCGCUGAAUUACAGGCAAUGUCGGACAAACAUGCGGCUUCGUAAUGGAUUCAGGCUUUCUAACUAGGGCAGUUAGAUUCAAUCUGGCACAUGUCCGAGUGUUGGAAAUACUACAUAAUUGUUCUGAAUAUUUCUCUCUCUGACUCUAUGGUAUCAUUCAUGCUAAAAACAAUGCAGGGUCAAAGAUAAUUGGCUUUGAAAUAAACUCAAAUGCGUAGAAAUAAGUGUCGAUGUCCGACUGUCACGUGACUAAAACGUCAUCAAUAUCUUAUGCAAAUGACCUUGUGAGCUAUAAAUAGUAACUUCGCGGGAUGCUAUUAUCUAUGAUGCGGCAAAACGUAAAAUUGAUACUGGUACGUCAUACAAGCGUGAAAUUAGUCCCUGCUGAAACUCCCUCAGUAAAAAUAAUGAUCUAAAGGUCUAACCCAGCCUCCUGAAAAAGACCAUUCCCCUUGUUAAAGCCUACCGUAUGUGUUCAACUCUUAUUGUUGUUAAGUUGUUAUUGUGCGAGUGUUCUUACUAUUCAAUCUUAUCAGACUUCAUGUCCAUGAACUGCCAAACCUUAUUGCAUUUUCAGUUGAUUUCUGUUUACCCAAGUCUGUUUUGCUAUAUGCGACUCUUUGUCUUUACACCUGAAGUAAAAGGGUACCAGCGAAGAUAGUGGCACUGACUAUCACUGCGGUAUUGCAUUGAAGGAGAUGUGUUAUCAAUUUUGAUGACAUUUUUACGUCGUUUUGACAUUCAUUGUGUGCACCUUUUGUUUUAUCCAUAUUUGCAAAUUAUGCGAAUAAAACCAGCAACGAUAAUACACAAGCCCUAAAUUGAUGAUGAUGAUUGUCAUUUUCACCCUCGUGGAAAUCAGUGCCACCUAUUGGAAUGCCGGUGAAAACUUCUGUUACGAGUGAAGGUUGUUGGGUUUUUUUAUGUCCACGCAUAUCAUUAAUGUUGCACAGCUGUGACAGUUGUCUUGGCAUCUUGGUGGGUUUUGGAACACAGCUACGUGUGUUGUGCCACUUUUCACAAUGGUUGUUGAGUAAUAACUUUUUUUGUCGCUGUAUUGGUGCCUUUUUAGGUUGUCUGUAGGAUAAUAAUUAUAGUCUGUAAUGUGUCAAAUUCUAAAAUACCUAGAUUCAAAAUGAACCACACUUUACAAUCCGUGAAAAUGCACUAUGCGCAAAGAAAGCCGUGUAUUGAAUUCAGUGUUUAUGGAUAGGCAACCAUAACUGCUUGGGUUGGUGCAAAAUGUGGAAGCUGUUAUACAAACACAUUUUUUUGUUUAAUUUGAGAUGUUUUAGAAUAGAAAUUGAUACCUCACUGAUGGUAUUGAUUGUCCCACCAAAACCGCUCGGGUGGAGCUGAAAUGUUUACCAAAACCUCGGCUUUGGUCUACAUUUUAGCUCCACCUGAGCAGUUUUGGUGAGACAAUCAACACCUCCAGUGAGUUAUCAAUUCCUUAAACCACAUUCUCAAAUGCCUUAGUCGCAGGAUAUCAGUGUUUGUUAUGGAAAAUAUGUUAAGAGUUGUUUUUAUUUCAGCAGUUCUUCGUAUCGCCACCAGGGACUGCUAGGUUUUAGUUCGAGGACAAAUUUUCCUUACGGGCCGUUUCAGAAUAGAAAUGAAUACCUUGGUCUAACCCCGAGCAGUCUUGAUUGGACUGCCCCAGCUAGGUAUCACUUCCUUGAAGAAAAAUUUGGAAAGUUGCUAUGCCACUUCUUAAAUACUGACUUUACAGACAGGCUCAGGGCUCGAGAUAACCCCUGAAAAGUGUAUUUGAAACUGUUAACUUAAAAAUCUGUUACAGGACUCCGGAUAUUUUUUUUUGUUGUUGUCAAGGCAUUUGUUUGACUCCCGGGUAAGAAAGUCUAGCCUGAGCCCUGACAGUGUUGGACUCUAGUUUAGGAGUGUUCUCAGUCUGCAAACACAUUUGUCGUUCUCAUGAAGACUGUUGUUUUGUUUUGUACACCCAUAUCAUACUCAUUCAGAUGAAGACUUAUCAUGUUUUGUUUUGCAUUUAAACUUUGGUUAGUAUUAGGUGCUGUUUUGUUGCACACAUUGUCAGUUCAGUGAUGGUAAGCUAUGUCUCUCGCCUUAGGAGGCUCUGUCACGGCCCUGAAUUCCGCUGUACAUUUUCACAUGCAGAAUUUCUAUCUCGGUGGGUUCCAACCAUUUCUUCUGGAGACAUUAGGUGGUGGAAGAGAGUUGGCCUCAUGAUCAAGAGGUCUUGGGUUCGACUCCUGGUCAAGUCACUCUUGGUUCCCCUACCGGUGGAGUUCAAGUGAGUGCCUUCUGGCUGCUCCUUCAAACCCCUGAUUAAUUUCUGUGGAGACCGGGGUAAUAAUAUGUCAUCCCAAAAGUGAUUUGAGCAGGGAAACCUGGAAAAACACUAUACAUGUACAUGUAUAAGAACUCAAUACAGAAUGAAAUAUAUAGAUAAUUGGCAUGAAAUUUCACAGACCAAAAAAUUAACUAUUACCCCUUUGAUUGGGGCUACAAAUUCCGCAUGUCUUCAUAAAUGAGUGAUCUUGUAAUACUUCGAGGAUUGUGGUUCCCUAGUCGCUUACCUUGGAUAGAAAAAAGUGGUAGUCGACUAUCACAACACAUUGUCAGUUGGUAACUUAGUUUGGUCAUCUGUUGGUAUUUUAAGAUCUUGGAUGUUUAAAACCCGCAGCCUGUAGUAAUCUCUUCAAGUUUAGAAAAAAACGCUGUGCCGGUUGACAGAACCAUUGUUUAGUGCUGUGCCGGGUGAAAGAGCUAGUGUAUAGUGGCGGGCGGGUUGACAGAACUUAGGUAUGGUGCUGAGCCAGCUCACCGAACUAAGGUGUGGUGCUGUGCCAGCUCACAGAACUAAGUGUACAGUGCCAGGGUGGUUUACAGAACGUUUAUACAGUGCUGGACUGGUUUACAGUCUAGUGUGUGGUACUAGGGUGGUUUACAGAACGUUUAUACAGUGCUGGGCUGGUUUACAGUCUAGUGUGUGGUACUAGGGUGGUUUACAGAACUAUUGUGCAGUGCCGGGCCGGUUUACAGGUCUCUUGUAGUACAGCCAUGUAACUAUGUCACUCUGCGACUGCCAACACAGGCUACCAUUUUUGAACUGCUAAUAAUAAUAAUAAUAAAUAUUUUUAUUGCCUCCUAAAAGAAGAUAUUUACAGUACAGUACACAAUGAGCACAACAGUUUUUCCCACAAUUGUUACAUACAAAUUAAAGCAUUAAAAUAUGGGCACAGACAUACCACCAUCAUGAUCAGAACGACCUGAGCAAUAAUCUGGUCAAUUCAUAUAAUCCGUUUCAUGGUGUCAAUCACAAGUGCGUGAAGAUACCUGAAUUAUAGCAAUCGAUCGGCCUCGAAUUAUUUGAUACACACAACCUGAAGACCCUACAUAACAUGUAUCACCAAGGAUAAGAAUUGUGAAAUAUGUUUGAAAAACCGAGGGAAAUCAAAAUCAAAAUCGUGAAAUUUUAAAGUUUUUCAGAAUGUUUUGGAAUUCAACAAUCGAAAAUGGCGCAAAAAAUGUGGCAGUCUACAAUAUCUGUAUUCAACUAUCACCUAAAGUUUUUGGGCUUUCUGUCACUCGAUUCCGAGCACAUCAUUAGCUGGACUGUAGUUGUUUUAGCGGCUGUCCUGAAAGGGUUGUUCCAUUUGAACCCAUUCAAAUUUUGAAGGGCGUGGACAAGAAUAGAAUUUCUACAUAUCAAUCAUGCUGUAGCUUAAAGGGACUCUAUAUGCAGCUGCUAGGUAGGCAAGAUAAAUUUACACAUAUACGCCAAUAGGGGUCUCUCUCAUCUCACAGUAAAUCAAAACUAUUCACGCUUGUACAAGGAAAAUAUUCAGUGCUGAAUCAAACAGGACCCAGUGUCAUUACAAUUAUUUGUCACUCAAAAAUGGCCAAUUUAACCCCUCUGCUCCUGCCUAUAGCAUUCAAGGAAUCAUGAUACUGUAAUUAAGUUAAACCUUAUUCAAAUGAAAGACUUGCCACUAACAGUUCAAUUUAAGCUGUGGGGUCGAAAAUGUAUCGGACAAUUUUACUCCAUCUUACAGCACCUCACUGACAGUAUUGGUUGUCCCGCAAAGCCCGAAGUAUACCAAAGUGGUAUACGGUGGAAACUUCCUCUGUGCAUUGUUACUGACAGAAUUUCUUUCUCAGUGGAAUGAAACCCUUCUAGAGACAUGCAAUGCAUGAAAUCAAAUGAAGAUUCUCUGAUCUAUACUUGAUGAAAUUAAUGAAACGUAAGCUAUAUUAUUGGUGCAAACAAAAUUACAGUCAGUGCCAUUCAGGUCUGUUAUUUCAACAAGACAUGCUUCAGUGUUAAGGAAACUCUGGUUAGUGUAGUGACUAUUGUCUCACAUAAUAUGUGUUGUAUGAAAAUGUUACAAUAAAAUUAGUUCAAAAGUCAA
Messenger RNA from Lineus longissimus, 11498 nucleotides. Its product is annotated as zinc finger protein 160-like. The record is from RefSeq and is a predicted model, not a curated record. NCBI's taxonomy places the organism in Eukaryota, Metazoa, Nemertea, Pilidiophora, Heteronemertea, Lineidae. The transcript is spliced from 3 exons. Gene Ontology annotation, cellular component: nucleoplasm. Gene Ontology annotation, molecular function: RNA polymerase II cis-regulatory region sequence-specific DNA binding; DNA-binding transcription repressor activity, RNA polymerase II-specific. The coding region runs from base 187 to 3462 and encodes 1091 amino acids. Gene Ontology annotation, biological process: regulation of transcription by RNA polymerase II.